Lathyrus sativus (Indian pea) is the source of this 369-nucleotide messenger RNA. The record is from the annotation of a GenBank genome assembly. Lineage: Eukaryota; Viridiplantae; Streptophyta; Magnoliopsida; Fabales; Fabaceae.
AUGGCUUACGCUGCACCGAAACCCACUAAACCUGGAUUGGAAGAAUCUCAAGAGCAGAUCCAUAAAAUUAGGAUUACUCUUUCUUCCAAACAUGUUCAGAAUCUCGAGAAGGUUUGCAGUGACUUGGUUCGUGGUGCUAAGGAUAAGCGGCUUAGGGUUAAGGGACCAGUGAGGAUGCCAACCAAGGUCCUUCACAUUACCACCAGGAAAUCACCCUGUGGAGAAGGUACAAACACAUGGGACAGGUUUGAGCUGCGUGUGCACAAGAGAGUCAUUGACCUCUACAGUUCACCUGAUGUGGUCAAGCAGAUUACCUCCAUCACCAUUGAACCCGGUGUUGAAGUUGAGGUUACCAUUGCCGAUGCUUGA